AUAAUAGAGACAGCACAGAAUGCAGCUGUUAUGAUGUAGUGAGAACUCGAUCGACAUUGAAAUAUUUUUUAGUGUUAUCAAAAUCACUGUGAUAUUCAUCUCUGGCAAAUUAUUUAUUAUUUCACCAAUAGAUAUCUAUAAUGUGAUAAUAUUUAUAAUAAUUAGGUGUACCUAUAAUUAUAAAUAUUAAUAACAAUUAAGUGUUAACCUGUGACAGUGGUGAAAUAAUAGUAUUGAAAAGUAUAGUGAUUCGUUAAAACUGGUUAAUUUUACUUUGUUUAAGUAUAAUAUUUGUUACAUUUUUAAUAUGGAAAAUCACAAAAUUGUAAGUUACAUUCGGAAAGCCCUAAGAGCUGACUGUUACGAAGAUUUUUCGAUCGAACUCCAAGGAAAACCUAAGAAAACUGAAGGAUAUGCAUCAGAUAUGGUAUUUGCAAAAAUAAGAUUAGCUGAUUCUGACAAAAAGAUUCAAGAAUAUCAUUUGGCCAUAAAAUUUUCGAAAGCAUCUAUGCGAAAGUUCGAAGUUUUUAGAAAUGUAUAUAAAAACGAACUUUUAUUCUAUAAGGAAAUAAUGGAAGUGUUUAAUGAUCAUCAAAAUAAACAAAAUGUUUCUAAGCCAUUUAAAGCAGUGGCAAAAUGUCAUGCCACCUUCUCGGAUGAAGAUGUGGACAUAAUAUUUCUAGACAAUUUGUAUCAGCAAGGAUACAUAUUACAUGAUCGCCAUAUAUCUAUGAAUAUGAAUCAUCUUAAAUUAUUAAUGAAAACUUACGCCAAAUUUCAUGCUAUUUCUCUUUCUUUAAAAGAACAACAAAAUGAGUCGUUUCUAAAAAUCUUAGAGAAUGAUCUUAUAACUAAGAAAACCGUAGAUUUUGGCAUGUCAGAUUUUUUCAAUGCCUGUGUGGUAAAAGUUUCAAAACAUUUAAGAGAAGGGAACCGAUUGGAUUUAUCUACAAAAUUUGAUAAGUUAAUGGAAAAGGGAAUAUCUGAAAUCAUAUCUGAUAUCAUCGUUAAAGAAAAUCCUGAGCUAUCUGUUAUGGUACAUUGUGAUUGCCAUAAUAACAACUUUAUGUUUAAAUAUAAGGACAAUAACAGGGAAAAUCUACUUGAUAUGGCUAUUGUAGAUUGGCAAAUAGUCAGAUAUCACUCUCCAGUGAUAGAUUUAGCAUACAUUUUGUAUUCAAUUGCCUCUAAACCAGAAAUUAAUGAAUCUACAGCCUUGUUGAAAUACUACCACGAAGAAUUAACAACUUUUUUUACGGAAUUGGGGAAUGAUGCUAAUUCUGUAUUUCCAUAUUCUGUAUUAAUGGAUCAUUGGAGAAAAUACGCUUUAUAUGGAUUUGCACAUGCCUGUUGUUUCAUGGAUUUUAAUUUUGUCAAACCUGACGAUGCUCCAUCUUUGGAUAACUUAGAUGAUAUGAGUUCGGUAUCAGAAAAUUUGUCCGUUAUUAAUUUAGGAAACAAUCAAAUGUAUAUGGAUAGACUGAUAGCAAUUGUUGAACAUUAUUUUAAUAAUAUUAAUGCAUAAAAUUAAUUUUAUUAUUUUGUUUUUGUAAAUAUACAUGAAAGAAACAAUAA
Molecule: messenger RNA, 1575 nt
Organism: Diabrotica virgifera virgifera (western corn rootworm)
Lineage: Eukaryota; Metazoa; Arthropoda; Insecta; Coleoptera; Chrysomelidae
Exons: 2
Coding region: 308-1525 (405 amino acids)
Source: RefSeq, a predicted model, not a curated record